Nothoprocta perdicaria is the source of this 1201-nucleotide messenger RNA. It is a transcript of the gene GEMIN2, whose product is annotated as gem nuclear organelle associated protein 2. Gene Ontology annotation, cellular component: SMN complex; spliceosomal complex; nucleus. NCBI's taxonomy places the organism in Eukaryota, Metazoa, Chordata, Aves, Tinamiformes, Tinamidae. Gene Ontology annotation, biological process: spliceosomal snRNP assembly; spliceosomal complex assembly. The record is from RefSeq and is a predicted model, not a curated record. Bases 16 to 807 code for a protein of 263 amino acids. The transcript has 10 exons.
CGGCGCGCGGCGGCCAUGGAGUCCGGCCUGGAGGAGCUGAUGCCGCGGCUGCUGCCCGUGGGCGACUGCGACCUGCCCGAGGACUUCGACCCCACGGUGCCGCCCCGGACGCCGCAGGAGUAUCUCCGGCGUGUGCAGCUCGAAGCAGCUCAGUGCCCAGAGGUGGUUGUGGCACAAAUAGACCCCAAGAAAUUGAGGAAGAAACAGACGAUAAGCAUUUCAAUUUCUGGAUGUCAACCUGCUCCUGAAGGAUACUCUCCAUCUCUCAAGUGGCAACAGCAGCAAGUGGCCAAUUUCUCAACCGUUCGUCAGAAUGUGAACAAGCACAGAAAUCACUGGCGGUCGCAACAUUUGGACAGCAAUGUUACCAUGCCAAAAUCAGAGGAUGAAGAAGGCUGGAAAAAGUUUUGCCUGGGUGAAAGAUUAUACUCAGAAAUAGAUACAAUAUCUGAUAAUGAAAAUCUAGGAAUUGAUUACAUAAAGAUGGGUUUUCCUCCUUUGCUAAGUAUUGUAAGCAGAAUGAAUCAGGCAACAAUAACCAGUGUCUUGGAGUACCUGAUAAACUGGUUUGGAGAGAAAAAAUUUACUCCAGAAUUGGGUCGAUGGCUUUAUGCACUGUUAGCAUGCCUUGAAAAACCUUUGCUACCUGAAGCACAUUCCCUUAUUCGACAACUGGCAAGACGAUGCUCUGAAGUUAGAGUCCUAGAGGAGAACAGGAAUGAAGAGCAAAUAUCAGCUUUGAACUUGAUGAUCUGCUUAGUUAGCAGAUACUUCGAUCAACGCGAUUUGGCUGAUGAGCCCUCCUAGACUGUUUUGGGAACACCAUGUGUUUGAUGUUUAGUCUAGAGCACAACCUGCAUUAUCAGGGUUAAAGACACUGCCUGGUUCAGACCUCACAUACUACACCAGCCCUUCACAAUGCCCUUAUAAGAAUGCAUGGGACAGCUAUAUGAAUAAGCUGAUUUUAGGCUGAUCUUUAACAUGAGAUUACUGGUCUCUCCACAUACCAUCAUGAUUUGAAAAUGGUCAAAGUGUUGGCCAUCAUCUCUCAAGCUACCAUCGCUGAAGACUGCACUCUACAUKGGAGCUUUCUACAAGCUGAGUCAUCUCAUGGGCACUGCCCUCUGGCAAAGACUUUUAGUCUAUGUUUAAAGUGAAUUUAAAAAAAAAAAUCAUUUGUGAUUUAAUCUAGGACUCAGCU